Messenger RNA from Caenorhabditis angaria, 1102 nucleotides. NCBI's taxonomy places the organism in Eukaryota, Metazoa, Nematoda, Chromadorea, Rhabditida, Rhabditidae. The record is from the annotation of a GenBank genome assembly.
AUGACCGACAUUGUUUAUGCAGUUUUGUUGGACUUUUCGCAUGGUUUUGUAGAUUCGAUUAAAGGUUUAUCAGUAAGUAUUACGUUAUCUUGAAAUUUAAAUUUAUUGUAUUUUUUUUAGUUCAUUCGGCAACUCGAUCAGGACGAUGAAUACGAGGAGCUAACCAAACCGGCUCCUCCGGUGAGGACAGUUCUUCAAGCAAGACGAGAGAAGAACGGAGCAAUCAAUCGUCCAGCCGAAAAAGUAUUGCGCCAUCGUGAACGAGUAUGGAAAAGGUAACUUUUUUACUUGUAGGAUUUUCAAAACAGUAUAUUUUAAGGGUUUUACAAUGUGCCGGUGUAAAUUUGGCGAUUAUCGGGAUGCUUUUUUGCCUCUCGCUGUUGUUCAAUUUUAUCGUCAGUUUAUUUUCUGAUGGAUCCUAUGGUGUAUAUAUAACAAAUAUAUGCUGCCUUCCAUUUUUCUUGAUCACGAGGAUUUUGAUGGCUCUUUGGUUCUCCGACGUUGCCAGUGCAUGUUUGCGCCAAUUGAAGCUUCAAGAUCCACCUCCAGUUGAUUUUAGGUUUGUUUGAAAAAAGAGUUUAGUGAUUAAUAUUGAUGUUCCAGGUUGGCUUUGGCGGAUACUGUCGUCUCUUUCAUCUUAUGCACAUUUUUCCUAUGCCAGGGGUUGUUGGUGGAAUAUCUUCCGAUCCCUCGGAUUUCAACAUUUCUUGUACUUGUUCAUAUGAACUUGUUGAAUUCUAUGUACAGUUUCGAAUAUUUUUGGGCUUCUCGCAGUGUCUCGCUACAGCAACGUAUUAGUCGUGUUGAAGAACACUGGCCUUAUUUUGUGGGAUUUGGAGCUCCGUUGACGAUAGCAACAUCUUUAUCUUCAAAUGUCAUCGUCAAUGGAUGCAUUUUUGCUACACUCUUCCCAUUCUUCAUAAUCAGCAGCUAUAAGGUAAAAAUCAGUUUCAUAAAAUAAUUUUUUCAAUCACAAUUUUUUUAGGCAAACUGGAAGCGAGAUUAUCCUGGGAUAGAAAUACCAAAACUGAGUAUUUUCACACUCGCUUCGUUGCUCACCAAUAAGUUUUCCACCAAAGUGAAAUCAAUUCUAUUGCCAUAA